This is a messenger RNA of Oldenlandia corymbosa var. corymbosa, 2222 nucleotides long. Lineage: Eukaryota; Viridiplantae; Streptophyta; Magnoliopsida; Gentianales; Rubiaceae. The record is from the annotation of a GenBank genome assembly.
UAGCUCUUUGCCUUCUCUUUUUUCUUAAUUAAUUCUAACUGCCAUUUCCCACCACCCCUACAAAACACACACACUCACACACUUCCACAUUCUCUCUCUCUUCAACUCAAUCAGAGAGCAUUUGAGGAUCCAAAGUCCCUCAAAAACCCAAAACAACAAAGAACCCACUUCUUGAUUUUUCUUGGAUUCCCAUUUCACACACACACACACACACACACUCACACUCACUCACUCAAACACUAUCAUCUUAAAUUCCCUCUCAGUCAAAAGCCAAAAAAAUUUCACCCGCCAAUUGGUCCAAAUUGACAAUCAUGCCAUCCCAUAGAACUAUUGCCUCUUCUACUGCCACCACCGCCGGUGCCGGGGCUGCCAAUGCUCAGACAAAAUCUUCAAGGAACCAAUUAGUAUCCUCAAUGAUAAAACAGGGCUUUCUCUCUGACCCUUUUCUCUCCCCAACUCCAUCUCCUCCUUCAGCCCACCACCAACCAUUUUCCCUUUCCCGACUCACCGCCGCCGCCGCCGCCGGGAACGCCACCACUCUUUCCCCUCCGCCAUCCUUCGCCAAUGGUUCGCCAAACCCACCCCGAUCAUCUCCAAGCCCGACCCUUUUCGAAAUGAUGACAGAGGAACAAGCCCGUGAUUCCAAACGUUCAAUUGAAGCCCGGUUGAAGCUUCAAGACAGAGUCUUUAAGGUCUUGGAGGAUGCCCCAUUUCAAGAUAGUGCUAUGAACAGUUUAGGGCCCGGUGAUGUUAAGCUGGCGGUAAGGUCGUGUGAUGGGUUUUGCGUCUCAAUGGAAGUCCACCGUCGGGUUCUCGCCGGCCGGAGUCGGUUUUUCGCGGAGAAACUCCAGCCCAAUGGGUCCCAGAUGGUUUCGGUAGAGAUUCUUGAUUGUGAUGACGUUGAGGUUUAUGUCGAAGCUGUAGUGCUCAUGUACUGUGAGGACUUGAAGAAGAGAUUGAUGGGAGAGGAGGUUUCCAAGGUCUUGGAAUUAUUGAAGGUAUGUUCUGCUGUUCUGUUUGAUGAUGGCAUUCUUGCAUGCUUGGAGUACUUGGAAGCAGUACCCUGGUCUGAGGACGAAGAGGAAAAAGUGGUGUCUCAACUUGGAGACCUUCAACUUUGUGAACCUCUCCCUAAUGUGCUUCAGAGAGUGGUGGCAGAAACUUCUACCUCUCCUAGGGCUGAUGACAUCUUCCUGAAACUGCUAACUGGUGUUUUACAAGCUAAGGAUGACAAAGCUCGUCGAGAAAUGAAGUCCCUGAUAUCUCGUUUGUUUAAACAAGAAAGUUCAGAUAGUCACGGGUACAGCAAUGGAUUUGAUAUUUCAAAGGACACUAUGUAUCAUGUUUGUCAUAGAUGCCUUAGUUCCCUCAUACUUAGCUUGUCUGAAGCUUCGUGUGUGGAUGAGAAUAAACAGGAUCGUGGUUUUUUGAUGAGUGAGAUAGCGCGAGCAGCUGACAACAUGCAGUGGGUUGUUGAUAUCCUGAUUGAUAAGAAAAUGGGUGAUGAAUUUGUGAAACUAUGGGCAGAUCAGAAAGAACUUGCUGUCCUUCAUUCGAAAAUUCCUACCAUGUACAGGCAUGAGAUCAGCAGGAUCACAGCACAACUCUGUAUUGCCAUUGGGAGAGGACACAUUUUGGUCCCAAAAGACGCCCGAUACUCUCUGCUAACUACGUGGUUGGAAGCCCUUUACGAAGAUUUUGGGUGGAUGAAGAGAGCUUCAAGAUCAAUUGACAAGAAACUGAUUGAGGAAGGGCUGAGCCAGACGAUUUUAACUCUACCAUUGUCACAGCAACAAUCCAUUUUGCUAAAUUGGUUUGAUCGGUUUCUGAACAAAGGGGAUGAUUGUCCUAAUAUUCAGAGAGCAUUUGAAGUCUGGUGGAGAAGGUCUUUCAUAAAGCAAUAUGCUCUUGAUUCCCAGCUACAGAUAACUGUGUAUGAUUAUGCCAGCUGAUGCCUGCAACCCUUACAUUGAUGUCAGAUGUGAGAUUUUUUUUCCUUAGACUGUGUUGACACUCUAUUCUAUCUCCCUGCUGUGAAUCCCGUCCAAAUUUUCAGUUUUCACAUGUAAAAUUGUUUAGUUUUUUUAGAAUGCAGAUUGUAACUGGAACAGCCAAGAAAGUUUAAUCAGAUAAGAAGUACAUAAAUAAUAUGGUUACAUUCUCAUAUUCUGUACAGUGAAAUUGGUUUUCACGAAUAAACCAAUCCUUCCAAAGGCUUCACC